Molecule: messenger RNA, 534 nt
Organism: Lactuca virosa
Lineage: Eukaryota; Viridiplantae; Streptophyta; Magnoliopsida; Asterales; Asteraceae
Source: the annotation of a GenBank genome assembly
AUGAGUUCUAACUAUCAACCGCCUUCUACAUCAUGGGGAGUUGUCAAGAACCCUCUUAGGAACCCAGAACCUGAGUUUCCGGAAGAAGGUGAGCAUGCAACAGAAGAACCAGCUCCGGCCUAUUCAACUGCUAAUAAACAUCCGUUGUCUUUAAGUUCUUCUAGAAAUGAUAAACAUCCGCAGGUUGAAAGUCGUUUAUCUGUUACUCAAAGUUAUGCGGAGCCACCAAGUUUUUCAUCAAUAAGAGCAUAUUCCAGUGUUAAUCCUUACUUCGAUUCACCACAUGGUGCAAGUCACAAUAUGACUGGAAGCACUUUGAAGAACCACUACAAAGCACUUAAUGGUCAGUGGACAGCUGGUGAUGAUUAUAAUGGUGUCGCUGAUCAAAGUUAUGGGCAACUGCCAAGUAUUUCAUCAAUAAGACCAUAUUCUAGUGGUAAUCCUGAGUUUAAACCUGAUGUUGUUGAUGAUGGUAUCGCUGAAAGUAGGAAAUUUUAUCCACGAAAGACUGAGGGAUCCAUCCCGGAAGAAUAG